Cucurbita pepo subsp. pepo (vegetable marrow) is the source of this 1599-nucleotide messenger RNA. RefSeq names its product Ribosomal protein S5 domain 2-like superfamily protein. Gene Ontology annotation, biological process: translation. Gene Ontology annotation, molecular function: RNA binding; structural constituent of ribosome. Lineage: Eukaryota; Viridiplantae; Streptophyta; Magnoliopsida; Cucurbitales; Cucurbitaceae. Gene Ontology annotation, cellular component: cytosolic small ribosomal subunit; ribosome. The record is from RefSeq and is a predicted model, not a curated record.
UGCCGGUCUCUCGUCACACCAGGGUUCAUGCUACCGCUGAAUUUGCAGAGCCGCCUCUGUAGCCGCUGCUCGCCGUCGUUGCUCGCCGUCGUUGCUCGUUGAUUCUCUCUCGUUUGCCGCUAUUUAGAUCUGCCCGUGCUGGCUCUUAGUCUCCCUUACCUCACGAAAGCCUUCUUUGUUUCACUAUGCUUUCUCGUUUACUUCCUAAACCCUCCCAUUUCAGAUUACUAACCUUGAUUUCCACUAAGCCCCCAGCUCAAGCUCCUAGAUUUCAUCUUCUUCCCCGAUUCUUCUCCUCCAGUAACAAUGGAAGUAAUAACAAUAAGAACGGUGGAAGCAGAGACCAACCGACGAGUAAUGUCUGGAAGCUUUCACGGGAAAGCGACGAAAAUUUCGACCAAUUGUUCACUCAGGAAGCUGACAACCUUGAUGGUAUAGCGGAGGAUGACUCUGCUCCGGCCAAUGACGAUUCAUGGGUGAGGUCGGAAGACGGGGAUCAGGGUGCUGCGGGAGACAUUUUUGCGAGAGUGGAGAAGGAAAUUCGAGGAAAUAAAGAUGACGAUGGUGCUAAUGAAUGGGUUGCGGCGACAAAGUUCGAGCCGUGGAGCCUGGUAGAGGAAGAAAAGAGUGAUCUGUUCAACAUUCAGGAGGAUGCAGUUGAAAUUGGGAAACCCAGAGAUGAGAUUAAGGAAGUGGAUAGUGAGAGCAAUGAGGAUGCUAGGAAGCUCGAAAAGGAGGAGCAGGAACUCACUGCCAUCCUUAAAGGUCCUAAUCGAGCAUUUGGAGACCUUAUUGCUGCAUCAGGAAUCACGGAUGACAUGCUAGACAGUUUGAUUGCGUUGAAAGAUUUGGAAGGGGUUGAGGGGUUGCCCCCUCUAAGUGUAUUAGAGGAUAUGCGUUAUGAGAAAAACACAAGAAAAUCCUCAAGAGCUGAAAUUGAGCGCCAGAAACAAGAAGAGGUUGCAAAAGCAAGAGUGAGACAGAUAGAUGACAAAGGAAGAGCAUAUGGCACAGGAAGAAGGAAAUGUAGCAUUGCUCGUGUAUGGGUUCAGCCAGGAGAUGGCAAGUUCGUAGUGAAUGAUAAAGAAUUUGAUGUUUAUUUUCCAAUGCUUGAUAGUCGGGCUGCUCUUCUUCGACCUUUCUCCGAGACCAAAACAUUAGGCCUUUGGGAUGUCAAAUGUACGGUUAAAGGAGGUGGCACAACAGGCCAAGUUGGAGCUAUUCAAUUGGGUAUCAGCAGAGCGUUGCAGAAUUGGGAGCCAGAUUUCCGUCCUCCAUUGCGAGCAUCUGGUUUCUUGACGCGAGAUUCACGUGUCGUAGAAAGAAAGAAGCCAGGAAAGGCGAAAGCAAGAAAGAGCUUCCAAUGGGUGAAGCGUUAGGUCAAACAUGUACUCGUAUGGAACUUCGACAUUUUUCUUCUGCAAUAAAUAGACAAAAGGUUUAUAAACAGGUUGGUUCCUGCAUCGUUUUUGUGAUGUAGCCAUGAUUUGUUUAUUCCAAAUAUUCUGUUUGUUUGUUGCAAAUAUAACUAUUGAAUUUAACACUGAGCCAUGGAAGUUUACUACUCCCUCUCCCCUCUCAUGGAUAUUUCUUGACUUU